AUGCUGCGUAUCCAUGUUGAUGAGUUAGCUUGCCGCGGAAGUCUGCAGAUAUCAUGUGUCGAAACUCUGAAAACCAUAGAUCCAUCUCAUCUGGAGCACGGGACCCGGAAUACCGGAAGACGGAAUGGCAUUGCCAAUCGCAAGUCAUCUGGUCAGAAUAUUCCGAAAGUUACUGAUCGCCCGAGGCGUAAUAAUUACCACCCUUGGCACGACUCAGAAUUGGCUCUGAAUUCAAUACGCGCUAACUCGAUGGUGAUGACGGUUGGAGAUCAAAGGCUUGGACCCUUGUCAAGGCCCAUGGAUGAUGCCCUGACCGGAACUUUGAAGGGGAAAAGGCUGAUGAGAUAG
Paracoccidioides lutzii Pb01 is the source of this 348-nucleotide messenger RNA. RefSeq lists its product as hypothetical. The record is from RefSeq and is a predicted model, not a curated record. The transcript has 2 exons. Bases 1 to 348 code for a protein of 115 amino acids.